This is a messenger RNA of Trichosporon asahii var. asahii CBS 2479, 4644 nucleotides long. RefSeq lists its product as uncharacterized. Bases 1 to 4644 code for a protein of 1547 amino acids. The record is from RefSeq and is a predicted model, not a curated record. The transcript has 3 exons. Lineage: Eukaryota; Fungi; Basidiomycota; Tremellomycetes; Trichosporonales; Trichosporonaceae.
AUGGCCGGCGGGAAGCGGAAGCGCACCUCCUCGCCCGGGCCCGCCGCGACUCCCGAGGCCGACUCCACAAGGGGUUCCAAAAAGUCAAAGUCAUCUGACGCGCGCGACAAGGACGGCGACCGUAAAGUCAAGAUUGUGUACGAGCUCGUUGGCACCAACAAGACGUACAGUCGAGAUGCUGACUCCCGUUCGCUCGACAAGGUUGCUACCAAGGUCGCGAGCCGUCUCGGUGUGCCCUUCCUUGGUCUGCAGAUGUUCCAUGCUCGCGCUGCUCGCAACAAGUCGAAGCGCGAGGUCAUCCGUGUUUAUGCGGCAGGCAGCAAGGCACCCUCAUCUUCGAGCGCCCCCGUAACUGCGGCGUCAACUCCUGAGCUGCCCCGCAGAGCCACAAGUGUCCCGACCGCUCUUGCUACGCCUCGCAGUGCACUUCGCCUUCCCGGGAACAAUACGCCGCGCUCAGAGAAGCGGGUCGUGCUAGCUCUGCCAGCGGACUCUCCGCCCGACUCUCCGUCGCCGGCUCCGACUGUUACCCCGGCCCCCGCGUCGCCUUCCGUUCAUCCGAGCAAAACCAGAAGGAGGCGAGUUAGAGGCCGUGCUUCGCUUGAAAGCAACGAGAACGAGCAGCUUCAAACUGAAAACGCGACAGCGCCGGCAGCUUCGCGCUCAACCCUUUCAACUCCGCCAAACGCCACUAACGAAGCGCGCCGUUUGGAGAUUGCGAGGCAGGAGAUUGCGAAACGCGAGGCUGCAUCGAUUGCGAAGCGUGACGCCGCCACGUUGUUUAGGCCUGCCAACCCGAGUCCGUUAUCUCAAGCCACCACCGCAUACACAUCCGACGAGGAACCGCCGGCCAAGAAAAAGAAAGAGUCUAAGGCUGCAGCCUCUCCUGCCAAGAAAGCUACGCCCACCAAGUCACCUGCGACUAAGAAGUCUGAAGCUGCAGCGAAGAAGAAGGCGGACAAGCCGACCCGUCGGCAGAGUCGCACGUCUGACCUGCCUCUUGUCUAUGGCGACAUUCCUCCUGUCGUUGGCAGUCUCCCCACCACUGCUGCGGAAACGACUCAGCCCGCCGAGAGUACGCCCACGGCAACUACGGCCUCUCCGAUCACCGCGUCCGGGUCAACGCCGACUACGCCGAAGGGUUCUGGCGCCGCGCGACCGGCAACGCCAUUGACGAAGACUCAGCUGGAGAUACGGGCGCUCCGACAGCGCCAGGCCGAGGAAGCAGCUCGCAAGGCUGCGGCUUCUGAGUCUGCCGGGACUCCAUCGGGGCAGGAUGCCGCUGGCGCUGGCACCUCGGACCAGUCUUCGCGACCGACAGAGCCUGCGGUUGAGGCGCUAAUCCCACCGAAGGGUCGACCCGGUCGGCCACGGAAGAGUGACUCUGUCGCUGCGCAGGGACAAGAAACGGCGACGUCAGACGUAAGCACCGCGCCGGCGCCUUCCACUGAUGCGCCCACUGCGGAAGAGGUCACACCCAAAACCGCCGCCCAGCGCAGGAAGGAGGAAGCUCAGCAGCGCAAAAAGGAGAAGGAGGAGGCGCAGGCCAAGAAGAAGGCUGAGGCGGCAGCGAAGAGAGAGGCUCGUGAGAAGGCACGGGAGGAAGCAAGGGCCCAGAAGGAGGCAGAGAGACGGGAGAAGGCUGCUGCCAAGGCCUCCAAGGCUGCCGAAACUGUCAAGCCGGCGCGUUCCCAGAAGGCGAAGGCCGCUAGCCCUGUUCAGGACAGCGAACUGGAAUCUGAAGAGGGCCAAUCGACAACCGACACUGCAGAGAAGGUUGACGAUGCGGAAGACGACAGUGGGAGCGACGCAGUUGCUGUCGAGGCCACGGAGGUCGAGGUCGAAGAAAGCAGACAUUCGACCCCCUCUCAAGAUGGCGCGGACGCCAGCGAGGCCCCAAACGCUCCGGGUCCGUCUGCGGUCGCUGAGGAGCAAGCUUCUGCGCAAAAGCCACCUUCCGGCAAGAAGAGGCAAUCCAGCUCUGGGAAGGAGCUCUGCAUUUAUUGCGGCCAAGUCGGGCUUCACAAGCUCCUGAAGGACUGUCCCAUUGCCAACGAUAAAGCAGCUCUGCUCAAUAGAAUGGAGGAGCGUAAGGCCGACCUGGCGAAGUGGCGACGGGAGGCGAAGGAGACAGGAGGAAAUCCAGCAGACUACUCUGAGGCCUCAGACCUCGUGCUGAAGCAGGUCCGAUCGCGGUAUCACAGCGCCGACCAAACCAUUUCUGCCAAGGUGAACGGCGUCCACAAGCCUUUGGCUGAGUUGGGUCCCAGCAAAUACCCGACCAGCGCUUCUGAGCCUAUAACUCUUGCCGACGAUGACGAGCCUGGAGAAGCAUCCGCUGCCGAAUCAGGAGCCCCUGCUGCGGAAGCUGUUGCUGAGGUGGCAGACAUGACGGUCGAAAGCCCCGAGAGCAGUGGCUCUUCAGAGGCCGACGAAGCCAUGGAUGUUGAUGUCGUCGAAGUGGCGGGAGACGAAGAGGCGAAUGAGACGGCGAAGCAGGCCCCUGUCAAGAGCGUUGUCGGCAACGCGAUGGCAAGGGCCAGUCCCCGAGCUCCGGUGACACCGCAACGUGAGGCGGGCGCCGAGUCUACUUCUUCAGGCUCCUCCCGCUCCAGUCCAUCCGAAAGCGGGGAGGGUGGCACCCCCUUCUUGCCCCAGAUGCUGCAGAUGAAGGCCGCAAGGGCACGCCGACCCGGGUCCCGACUCAGUGUCUCGGACGCCGUGAUCGAGACAGGAGACUCGGACUCUGAUGAUAGCGACAACUCGGGCUCGGACUCAGAUUCUGACUCGGACAGUGCAACCACAUCCGAUUCCGACAGCAGUUCGUCAGCUGCUGGCUCUGAUUACGAUGGACAGGUCUUGGCGAGGCAAGUCAUGAAUGGGCCCCUCAACAAGCGACAGCGGCAUCGCGUGAGCGUUUCCGCCCCUGGUAUACACGAAACGCAAGCGCUGUCUGAUGAAGACAUUGCCUCGGCCGAUGAGGAAGACGACAUCAUUCCUCGUCGUCUCACUCAGCGUCGCGACAGCGAGAGCUCAAUCGGCGAGUUUGAGGAGGACAACAACUCCCCGGCUCCCUCUGACGUGGAGGAGAGCGACGAAGACGAUGAGAGGCGGAGGACACUGCUCUCGGCUGUCGCUGACCGCUCGAUGGCCAUCGAUGACGAUCAGGAAGACGCCGUGGAGACCGACUCUGACGAGGAGCCUCCAGCAGCCGACAUCGCCAAUCGAUCCUUCACCCGCUUAGCGGAGCGCGCUGGAACCUCCCCCGCCCUUGACGACCUGCCCGGGGACCAGGCAUUGCGAGAGGUCAUUCAGGAGGACGACGGCAUGGAGUUUACGCAGAACUCCGCGAAGGAGUCGGCGGAGUUCAGCGCGACCCAGCCCAUCGAGAUGGAGUCUGUCGAGCCUGAGUCUGCCGAGCCUGAGCCGCAGCCUGCCUCAUCGUCGCAAGCUAAGCGACGCCCUGGCCGGCCCGCGAAGGCCGCAUCCCAACCCGAGCCGUCUUCCUCCAAGAGCAAGACGCCGGAGGAGACUGAAUCACCUGAGCCCUCAGCGUCUCAGCCCUUGCGGAGAACAACGAGGGGCGCGGCCGCGAAGGCCAAGGAGCCGCCUGCAUCGCAGCCUGCUCCUGGAGGCCGUGUCACGCGUUCAUCUGCUCGUGUCGUCAGCUCGAGCCAGCCGGUCACCCGGCGGACGACCCGCAGUAGCUCGAAGGAGCCUGAGGCCGCUCCCGUGUCCUCGUCCAAGGCGCCAACUUCGCAGGAUAUCGCGGAGGAGGACUCUGACGCGGAACCGGAAGAGACCCCUCGGUCGAAGAAGAAGGUCGUCACGUACUCGCGGUCAUCUCGCUCCAAGCAAAAGGCGCCCGAAGUCGACGGUAAAGAUAGCGACGAGGAGGAUAAUGCCGCCAAUGAGGAGGUGCUUGUGGAGCCGACGCCGGCGCAGCCCGUGCCCUCUUCGCUUCCGCCCUCAUCUCUGCCUCAGUCGAACGGCGUCCCGUCCAGCCAGCCUGCGGCAUCAUCCCAGCCGGGCAGGACGCAGUCCUCACCGACGAAGCAAAAUGGCGAAGGCAGUCCCCUGUUCCUGUCGCAGCCGACGCAGCUUCCUCAGACACAGGCAUACAACCCGCACCCCGAGCCGCUCGUGCCCGAGACGCAGGCGCCCGACAGCGGUCCCGUGAGGCCGUCGAGCCCGGUGCCGCGGUCUUCGCCCUCUCCCUCUCCUUCCGAGCGCGGGUCUCCGCAGCCCAACGGCAGGGCGAACGGCAAGGCGGUCAUGAACGGCGAUGACAGCGAGGACGAUGGCUCGGACCAGGAUGUCGACUACGCACCCCCGAUCAGCCUGUCUCUGUCCCGCCGCAGCACUGGCCCCCCGAUGCCCGCGACGGCCUUCCCGACGCUCUCGUCGCUGCCCAAGGAGCUCCUGCGGCAGGGCAAGGACGCAACGGUGGGCUACAUCUCGCGCAUCACGAAGGGCUCAACGAUCGGCGGUGGCCUGCCGAGCGCGACGCAGCAGCACGACGACAGCGACUCGUCGGACGACGAUGUCGACAGCUCUGAGGACGAGAUUCCCGAGGAGAGGCAGGAGCGCUACGCUGGCCGCAAGAAGCGCCGCAGCACGAUUGGCCAGCAGAUCGGAUGGUAG